Molecule: messenger RNA, 399 nt
Organism: Aspergillus melleus
Lineage: Eukaryota; Fungi; Ascomycota; Eurotiomycetes; Eurotiales; Aspergillaceae
Exons: 1
Coding region: 1-399 (132 amino acids)
Molecular function (GO): hydrolase activity, hydrolyzing N-glycosyl compounds
Source: RefSeq, a predicted model, not a curated record
AUGGGUCCCUUCAUCUCCCUCCUGGUAUACCUCUGUGUAGGGCUCCAGCUCGUCGCGGCCCUGGACCGUGACUUUCUCUCCUACCCCACCAAACCCCGAGUAUUCGUCCUGUCCGAUAUCGCCAAUGAACCGGACGAUGCGAUGUCCCUUGUCCGGUAUCUUGUGCACAGCAAUCAAUUCAAAACAGAAGGCAUAGUUGCUACCACGUCGGUAUGGCUCAGGAAUGAGACCCAUGCCGAAGACAUGAUCGAGAUCAUCGACGCGUAUGGCAAGGUCGUGGAUAACCUCAACCACCAUGCUCCGGAGGACUCCCCGUUUCCUUCGGCGGAGUAUUUUCAUGGGAUUGUGAAGAAUGGAUCCUCGGUAUGUUUUUUCUCGCAAGUGUUCUUGUUGGGUUGA